Phyllostomus hastatus (greater spear-nosed bat) is the source of this 1801-nucleotide messenger RNA. RefSeq names its product tryptophanyl tRNA synthetase 2, mitochondrial (gene WARS2). Bases 56 to 1201 code for a protein of 381 amino acids. Gene Ontology annotation, biological process: mitochondrial tryptophanyl-tRNA aminoacylation. The record is from RefSeq and is a predicted model, not a curated record. Gene Ontology annotation, molecular function: tryptophan-tRNA ligase activity; ATP binding. The transcript has 7 exons. Lineage: Eukaryota; Metazoa; Chordata; Mammalia; Chiroptera; Phyllostomidae. Gene Ontology annotation, cellular component: mitochondrial matrix; mitochondrion.
GACUGGCUCUUCAAGCAGACGUCACUCAAAACAAGAAGGCUCCGCCCUCCUCAAGAUGGCGCUGCACUCAAUGCGGAAGACGCGUGGGUGCUGGAGCUUCAUCCGGGCACUUCACAAAGGACCAGAAGCUGCCCUCCCUCCCCAGAAAGAUGCCGCGAGGCGCGUGUUCUCGGGCAUUCAGCCUACAGGGAUCCCUCACCUCGGCAAUUACCUGGGGGCCAUCGAGAGCUGGGUGAGCCUGCAGGACGAGCCUGGCUCCGUGCUGUACAGCAUCGUCGACCUGCACUCCAUCACGGUCCCCCAAGACCCAGCUGCACUGCGGCAGAGCGUCCUGGACAUGACGGCCGCGCUCCUUGCCUGCGGCAUCAGCCCGGAGAAGAGCACCCUUUUCCAACAGUCUCAGGUGGCUGAACACACACAAUUAAGUUGGAUCCUCACCUGCAUGGUCAGACUACCCCGAUUACAGCAUUUACACCAGUGGAAGGCGAAGACUGCCGGGCAGAAGCACGAUGGCACCGUGGGCCUGCUCACCUACCCGGUGCUGCAGGCAGCCGACAUCCUGCUGUACAAGCUCAUCCCUUCCCCUCCUUCUCUGGAGGCAGCUGUGAUCAUGAACUUGUGGAAAAGCCCCCAGUCCACACACGUUCCUGUCGGGGAGGAUCAAGUGCAGCACAUGGAGCUGGUUCAGGAUCUCGCUCGAGGGUUUAACAAGAAGUAUGGGGAGUUCUUCCCAGAGCCCAAGUCCAUUCUAACAUCAAUGAAGAAGGUAAAAUCCCUCCGAGACCCUUCUGCCAAAAUGUCGAAAUCAGACCCAGACAAACUGGCCACCGUCAGAAUAACAGACAGCCCAGAGGAGAUAGUGCAGAAAUUCCGCAAGGCCGUGACGGACUUCACCUCGGAGGUCACCUACGACCCGGCCGGCCGGCCGGGCGUGUCCAACCUGGUCGCCAUCCACUCCGCAGUGAGCGGGCUCCCGGUGCAGGAAGUGGUCCGCCAGAGCGCCGGGAUCGACACGGCUCGCUACAAGCUGUUGGUGGCAGAUGCUGUGAUUGAGAAAUUUGCUCCAAUUAAGAGCGAACUUGAAAAACUGAAGUUGGACAAGGACCACAUAGAGAAGGUUUUACAAGUUGGGUCAGCAAAAGCCAAGGAAUUAGCGUAUCCCGUGUGCCAGGAGGUGAAGAAGUUGGUGGGGCUUCUGUAGGGAGCUUCAACUAAGGACGAAAAGGCUUUUCUGUUCAGUGGCCUGGGCACUCCGAUAAAGGCAGCUUUCCUUGCGAGCGAACAAUCAUAGUUUGGGGACAUUGAACUUGGUGUACCUGAUUUUGGCUUCAUUCGAUGAAUAAUGCUUUGUAGCCUUCAAACAGAGCAGUGUUCUAAAUCCUAUCAAUACAACACUGUGGCCGGAAAACAAACAAACAAAGAGACCAAGAAGUUAUAUUAUACCUUUCUGAAUCCUCAAUUUUGGAGGCAGACUCCUCGGCCUGAAUCCAUGUACACAGAUGUGAUGGAGGCGAUCAGUGAUUUGGCAAAUGGGGGUAUCAGUUGUGUGUCUCUCGAGCACACGUGGUCACCGGUGGUCACACUAUCUGUCCCAACCCUGCUGCAGUGACAUGCAGAGGUCUUAGACUUGUAACCCCUGGGAUGCCAUUGGACCAAUUUGUAGUCAGAUCUCAUAAAAAUAAGUUGAUGAUGAUAGUUCAUUUGUCACUGAGGCAGUGCCUGCUUUAAUGGAUUUAACCUGCUUGCUUCCCAAGAGAUUACACCGAUUGUUCCAGCAAGUUCUUUUUUUUUUUUUUAAAUU